Messenger RNA from Malassezia vespertilionis, 1857 nucleotides. RefSeq lists its product as uncharacterized. Gene Ontology annotation, molecular function: medium-chain fatty acid-CoA ligase activity. Bases 1 to 1857 code for a protein of 618 amino acids. Lineage: Eukaryota; Fungi; Basidiomycota; Malasseziomycetes; Malasseziales; Malasseziaceae. The transcript has a single exon. The record is from RefSeq and is a predicted model, not a curated record. Gene Ontology annotation, biological process: fatty acid metabolic process.
AUGCAAAUCAGUCCGCCCUCCGUAUUCUCUGCACUUGACAAACGGAUCUUGGAAGACCCAAACUGCCCUGUUAAGGUAAGCAAGGAGAGUAGUAAUGCGUCUGGCACGCGUUUAAGCCUUCCGUACAGCUCCCUGCGCCAUUACUGGCUAGACAACUCAGCAAACUACAGCCAGAAGGUAUACGUUGUCACAGAGCGCAACCGUGCAACGUUUGGCGAGGCCCGUCAUGCAACUAUUGCACUGGCGCACGGUCUACAAGCCCAGUACGGCGUGAAGAAGGGCGACCGUGUGGCCAUUAUGAUGCGGAACACGGUCGAGUUUGUCUUGGUCUUUUGGGCUACGCAGAUUUUGGGUGCCAUUGCUGCGCCGAUGAAUGCGUUCCAGACUGCCGAGGUAUCCGCUAAGUGCAUCAACAUGAUUGGCACUAAAUUUUUGUUUUGCGACAACCAGGUCUGGAACCACUUGCAACCCUACUUUGACCGCAUGUUCAAGGGCGAAAUGUACCCUGGUGGAACGGAGCCGCAACCAGUGCUCGAGCAGGUUGCGGUCGUCGCCCAGCGCGACCUUGCUCCGGCGGCGCCCUGCUCCAAGCGUCCGUGGGUUUCUGGACCGAAAACGCACCCCCAGAUUCACGAUUGGGACAAACUUAUGAACGGUUGGAAUUCGCUCGGCGAAAGGCACACGACCGACUUUGCGAGUAUUUCUCUCGAAGACCCUGCGCUGAUUAUGUUCACGUCUGGUACUACGGCGCUGCCCAAAGCAGUAUUGUCGUCGAGUGAACAAGCGCUUUCCAGCUUGUACAUCGGUUUGCUUUACCUUGUGCGCCCCAUAUUUGAAAUGAUGAACGGAUUCCCUCCUCUGGAUUUAAUGCCGGAACGAAAGACAUUGUGCCUCGUUCCCUUUUUCCACGUCAUGGGAAUGCAGAGUCUUGUCAUUAGUUCUGUCUUGUUUGGAAGCACAAACGUUAUGAUCCAAAAGUACACCCCCAAAGCAGCUACCGAUAUAAUUCAGCGCGAGAGUGUCACGAGCAUGAUUGGUAUUGGGUUUAUGGUAAGCGAGAUUAUCAAGAGCGGUGCAGAUUUAUCAUCGCUCACGAGCUAUACUGUCGGCGGCGCUGCGCCGCCGCAGGAUCUUCCCUCUGUUGGAAAAAAAGUAAAUGAUGCAAUAAAUGGCGUCCACGGCUAUGGGCUUACCGAGACAAACUCGGGUGUGAUGUGUAUUGUUGGCGAUUCGUAUCCUCUGCAUCCCAACUCGGUUGGUGUGCCUGUACCCAUCGUUGAAGUACGUGUCAUGGACGCUGAGACGGGCGAGUUUUUGCCGCCGGGCCACGAAGGCGAACUUUUGAUUCGCUCGCCGAAUGUUGCGCGCGGCUACUACAACAACAAGGAAGCUACCGACGAGGCAUUCCGUGCUGAUGGCUACUUUCGUACGGGCGAUCGUUGCAAAAUCGACAGCGAAGGCUUCCUGUAUAUCCUUGACCGUAUUAAAGAUAUGGUCAUCCGCGGCGGCGAGAAUGUGAGCUGCGUCAUUGUCGAGGAUGCAGUGAUGCGCAGCCAGCAGCUUUCGGACGCUGCCGUAGUAGGCAUCAAGGACGAGCGUCUUGGCGAACGCAUUGCUGCUAUCUGUGUUGCAGGACCAGGCAAUCGUCCCUCUGCCCAGGCAAUCGUUGACCAAGCCGCGCUGACGCUGCCACCGCACGCAGUGCCCGAGUACGUAUGGAUUCGAGAAGAACCGCUGCCCAGGAAUGCCACUGGCAAAGUGGUCAAGGCGACAUUGCGUCAGGAACUGCACGAUCUCGUGGAGGCAGAGAAGCGCCAAGGCACAUUCCGCUGGACCCAGCGUCGCGCACGGAUGUAG